AUGGAGGUUGUCUUGAAAGACAACGACUCGGAAUUUCGCGACUUAUGCGAUGAAAAAGAACUCGGGUGGCAGUCUAGAGCGGUGACGCUGUUGUGGGACCGCAGGAAGAAAAAUUUCGAGGAUCAAACUUUGGACACUCAGAAAGCCACUCGAGUUCGAUUCACCCCAGAGGAAAAGAAAUAUUUCGAAUUCUACAGGGGGCGAUUACCGCAAAUGUGCCCAGAAGUAUUUUCGAAGCUCCCCUCGCGCCCCGCACCCACGAACCAGCUUGAGGAUGCAGUUGAGAGAGUCUUCGUGGACAUUGGCUCGGCUCCUGGAGGAAUGAGUAAGUUUCUGCUCCACCACCUACACUGGACGAGGGGACACGCCUUUUCAUUGGCACCUGAAGAUGGAGGGUUAGAGAUGAGAUACCACAAUACGUCUCUCGAAUUCGAAUGUGCUGAUAUGGCUGAGAGUGGCGCUUAUAUGCGAAUCGCGAAGACGCUGGAGAGCCGAGGAUUUAAGAAGCAUUCGAUCGACUUCAUAAACCUUGGAGUUGUGAUUGAUGUGGGUCAGUGUAAUAGGGAUGAUGAUCCCUAUGUUACUGCAAGGAAAUCAGUGGAAGUAUGCAGAAAUCAGUUUCUGCUCAUGCUCGACUUCCUCAAGCCGGGAGGCUCCUGUAUGUGGAUUCAUAGUGGCUCUCAUCUGGACACGUAUCUAUUCUAUCUAAACUGGCUUAACCGUAUGUUUCAGCGUCUAAGGGUGACUAAUACCUUGGUUCCUAGUCGUAGCCCAGUGUACACUAUUGCGGAGAACUUUAUACCGGGGGAAAGCGAAGCGGCGUUGAAAGCCUGUGAUGACUUCCGAGAUUUCCUGCUCUCUCAUCCUGCGGAUCCAUCAACUCCUGAGAUAUGGCAAGUAACUUCCUGGGCAGAAGUACAGUCGUUGCUGAAUCCUAACUCGCAGUUGGCUGGAACACGUAUCAAUGCUGAACGAUCAUUGAAAGAAGAUUGCGGCGGUGAUGAGUCCCUUUAUGUGUCUAAUAAGAACAUACAACCACUAAUGAAGGACCUAUCUGGGGUACGAGGUCGUGGCAAUGACACUAGUGGUGAUGAAGACUCAUCACUUCCGACUGAACUAUACACACACCCACGUCUCUAUAACGAGUCGCCCGAGCUAGCAUUCUGUGCUCUAGCCGCGUCGGAAGCGAAGACUAGUACGGCUGAAUCAGCUCCAAAGGCGAGCCUGGUCUCUGCAGCGGUGAUGGGUGCAGUGUGCAUGCAAGCAGUUCAACUCGUAUUGCCAACCAUGAGGAGUCAUCCUAACGUUGUACCAUCUGGCAGUACACUACGUGGUGAGACUCUUAUACGGGCGAAUGAUGGUAGGGGUAGUAGUGACAGGAAGGCUGAGAUGGAGGGUGAUGAGAAUAGCGCCAAGGACGAGUUAAUAGCAGAUCUUCGUCGUGAACUGGCGGAAGCUAAAACACUUGGUACUACUUAG
Messenger RNA from Perkinsus marinus ATCC 50983, 1479 nucleotides. RefSeq lists its product as hypothetical. Bases 1 to 1479 code for a protein of 492 amino acids. The record is from RefSeq and is a predicted model, not a curated record. Gene Ontology annotation, molecular function: methyltransferase activity. Gene Ontology annotation, biological process: methylation. The transcript is spliced from 16 exons. NCBI's taxonomy places the organism in Eukaryota, Perkinsozoa, Perkinsida, Perkinsidae.